Molecule: messenger RNA, 1519 nt
Organism: Chara braunii
Lineage: Eukaryota; Viridiplantae; Streptophyta; Charophyceae; Charales; Characeae
Source: the annotation of a GenBank genome assembly
UGGCUGUUAUGCUGCUGUUACGGGACUCUUGUGUUAUGUGAGCAGCUGGUAGAGCUCAUGGGGGGUCACCUUGCGGUGAUGAGCAAGGUAGGAGAGGGAUCCGUGUUCUCCUUCUCCAUUAAGUGCAAGCGUGCGGACGUCUCCCGGGCAUCGGACGCAGCGUUGCCGGCAUCGCCAUCGCCCGGUCGACCGGGCGAGGCCGCCCUGGGACCGGCGUCAGCAGACGGGUCGCCGUUGUCUUCGCAGACCCCCGUGUCGACAGCAGCUGAUGAGCAGCCAUUAGAUCGGGGAGGGAAAGACAGUAGCAGCAGCAGCAGCAGCAGCUGCAAACUUCAAUGCGGUCCCCCAUCUACGACGACGGAGGCAUCGGUGCCAACCUCUGGCCCCUGUGGGAGAAGGGAGCAAGUUUCCGCAGACGAGCUUGCGGGAGAUACGGCCCGGUGCACAUCGUCUGCAGCGGCGCAGUUGGGUGGAGCCGAGGGUGCUGAGAUCGGCGGCGAUACCCGGCAGCGAUCCGCGGAGACCAGCGACUGUCGGCCCAAAAUUUUGCUCGCUGAAGAUAACAAGGUUAAUGUCAUGGUGGCAAUGCUGAUGUUGAAGAGGCUGGGAUUCACCGCAAAGGUUGUCAAUAAUGGCCUGGAAGCCCUCGAAGCUAUUCGGCAAGAGCCGUAUGAUCUGCUUCUGCUUGACAUCAGCAUGCCCUUGAUGGAUGGCCUGCAAGUUGCCUAUCUGGUUCGGCGGUACGAAGAGACCGGGGUCUGGAGUCAUGAGAUUGCUGUCCCGGUGGCGAGCGGCAGCGCGGUGGAGGACUCGAGCGGUGCUGUGGCCGCAGAAGAGGAAGGGAAGGUGCCUAGCGAACGCGAACGGACACCGGGUUCGAGAGUUGAAGCGGGGAGCGCACCGCAGCAGGAGGAGGAGGAGGAUUCGAAUCGCCGCGCACACACCCGGCGGUUGCCGAUCGUCGCCGUCACUGCCAACGCUCUCACUGCCGAUGUCGAGAAAUGCUUUGCUUAUGGGAUGGACGCGUUCAUUGCGAAACCGGUGAUGUUUCCUGUAUUGAAGGAUGUCCUGAGCAGGUACCUGCCUGUGAAAAGCGACUUGGUUCAUUCCACGUCUUCAGCUUCGGUAUCCGCAACGGCGGCAACGCCGCAGACACUCGUAGACUCGCGGGCCUUGUCAACGACCGCGUCUCCUUCAUCGGGGGCAUCCUCAACUGCGCAGACAGCGCUGGGCUGUAGGACCGCAAUCUCGCCGCAAACUCCUUCCGGUAAUGUGGCAGCCGAGGCCACUGCUCCACUGUCUUCGGCCCCACACUCACUGCUUCCGACGCCUUCCGAUUGUCGAAAUCCCACUGUAUAGCAAGACCCUUGUCAGGCUCGCCGACAGCCCUGUCACAGCAACUCCCUCCGGAUCGGCGGCAUCCUCCUGGAACGGCAAUGCCGAGCACCUCGUCAACGAUGCCAAGCACCCUGCGAUGGACCACGGAUAUGCCGCCCGUGAAUGAAGGUUUAGGGCGAUA